AUGGAUACUGCUGGCUGGCAGGACUCUGGGUCUUUGGGGUGUGAUGCAAAUCAAGUGAGGGAAGGAGAAAAGUCCCCUGGAUCCCUGCAGGAUGAAUUUAUUCAAAAAGGAAAUAAUGGAAAAAUAUUCAAUGUGCAAGAGUCUUGUGAAGAAAAUGAAGGAAAACCACAAAAUGUGCCAAACGCUGAGGAAGGCCGCCCUUUGGAAGAUGUACCACAGGAGGCAGAAGGAAACCCUCAACCUUCCCAAGAAGGUGUGAGCCAGGAAGCAGAAGGAAACCUCAGACACGGGCUGACUCAACCUGUCCAGGGAUUUAAAGAGGACAGUCCCAGUCCCAUCGGGUACCUGGACCCUGAAGAAAUGCUAAGGGGAGCUGAGGAGUUGGAAAGGCUCAGGGAAGCAAGUAGAAGAGCAAGAAACAAGUUUGUGAUGAUGCACUGGAAGCAAAGACAUUCAUGCAGACGUCCUUACCCUGUGCGCUUGGGGCGGGGAUUUUUUUUUUUUUAAUCUGACAGUAAAAUCUGUUCCCUGCUUUCUUUCCAUUAGCAUUUUCUGAUGUAUGUUUUACUUUGAGUCAUCUGGUGGAAUUUUGGUUUUGGUAGUUUCCUCGUUACAAGGAUCUUACUGGACUGUAUCUUGACCCGUUCCCCUGUCUAUUCAGUUGGGAAGUUUCACACAAAUGCGCGGAAAUAUGUUAAUUCCAUAUUGUCAAGUAAAACAUAACAAGUUACAGAGCAGCACAUUUAGUAUCAGCUCACAUGUAUAGGAUAAAAAUCCCAAAUUGGGUGUGUGUGUGUGUGUGUGUGUGUGUAUAAAUACCUAUGUACAUGCAUACAUCAAAAACUUAACUGUGCGUGUUUCUGUGUAGUGUGGAUUUUCUUUUUUAAUGAACAGGUGUCAUAGACAGAAUGAAAAUUUUUUUAGUAAGUAAGAGAAUCAAACAAUUUGCAACCAGCUUAUAAGGGCAGUGGGGGCACCUACACUCUUAAUGAAAUAAUUGUUAAAAUAUUAAAUCACCUCAAAUCCUCUGGAUCUCUUAGCCAGAGGAGUACAACUGGCAAUUAUUACAAAAAAAAGGAAAAGUCUCACUCACCCUACUCAGGCCAGAGUACACACUGACCCCAAGGAGUCCCUCCUCCAAAGAGAAUAAACACACCCCUUGGAGGCCCCUCGGGGCACAAAGGCUGCAGGUCGGAGCAAGGGUGGGGGCUGACCCCAGGAGGCAUGCUACCAAUGGGUGCUGGCUUGAGGCACAAGCCUACCCUUAUUUUCUAGGCCAGGGUUUUAUCUCUUCCCAGCACCAGCCUCCUUGGGGAACAGAGAACCGGAGCAAGCCCAGGGGCUUCCCUGUUCUCCCCAGCAGGGGCAACAUCUGAAAGGAUGCCUAAUAGCCAUGUGGGGCCUGCCCACAGUGGACACUCCGAGGGUUCCUUCUCACCAGGUCCUCUGCUCCUGUAGAACAGCCUGUCUUCUGCCCCGGAACAGUGAGGGGUGAUGUAAUCCGUGACAGGAACAGGGUGACCACUGGGCAGGAGGGAGACAGUCAGCACUAGGCAUCAGUCCCAAAGCUGGCCCUGGAUGAAGGCAGCACCAGGCCCAGUGCUCUAUGGCCCUGCUCUUCAGGACUCGCUAUAACCUGGCUACAUGCCACAAGUCCCACUCCACGUCCCAGUUCCUCCCAUAUCACUCAGUUCGGAGCACGGGCCCAGGGGCCAGCGGGCUAGGUCCUGACCCCUUCCCCAACCCUUGCUGAGCCACAGCUUUCCCAUCUGUGAAACGGGAGCGAUCACAGAGUCCAUUGCAUAGGUGGCAGAAGGGGUAGUGAGGUUGACCUGCGUUCGGGACAGAGCACAGUACUUGGCUCCUCAGAGGCGCUCAGUAGAAGGUAAUAGUGACUUCUCUUGUGGUUUUAACACCUACCACCCACGUGUGAGACACUCGCCCUGCCUGCCCCUGUGUUUACCUCACUCUAGAAAUAGAAUGCCUGUGGGACCACGCUGGACAAAACCAGAUUUUGAAGAGGUUUUAAACACCACUUGGUUCAAGUUUCUUGGUUGACCAGCAGAGAGGCCAGAACAGGUUAGAAGUAGCACAAGGUUCCUGGUGGCUCAGGGAGCUGGCUCUCAUGGCUGAAACUCUUGCUGCACAACCACAGGAUGGCACCCAACACUCUGUCUUUGUCACCUUAUUUCUCUUCAUUGUCUUCAUUGUAGAGGACAGAGUGUGGCAGACAUUUCUAAUUACCCAUGAAUAUCUAUUUUCUUCUCCUUCCUAACAGAUCCUCUAGGUUUUAACUGAAUACAUGGCCACCCCACUAGAGAUAAUAUUCCCAGACUCCCUUGCAACAAGUGUCAGACUCACAUAAUCAAGUUCUGGACAGUGAGUAGUGACUGGAGGUAAUAUGUGUAGUCCCACUGUGACCUUCCUCUCCCCCCUUUGCAGUCUCUGAGUCCCUGGCGUGGUGACAGGCAGCCUUCUUGGUGCACAUGCAAGACAUCCUAAUGGAUGACAGAGAAAAACCCUGGGUGACCCCUUGGUGGAGGGCACCCAUUUCCUUGACUGCCUACCAUCUUAAAUUGUUUCAGGAGAAAAAAAAAAUCAAUCCCACAAACACCUUUUAAAGUCAUUGUUAUUUCAACUUCUGUUAAAGUGGCUGAACCAAUAUCCUUAACAGAACUGGACACUAAC
This is a messenger RNA of Phyllostomus discolor (pale spear-nosed bat), 2688 nucleotides long. Its product is annotated as transcription elongation factor A protein-like 8. The record is from RefSeq and is a predicted model, not a curated record. Lineage: Eukaryota; Metazoa; Chordata; Mammalia; Chiroptera; Phyllostomidae.